This is a messenger RNA of Ectocarpus sp. CCAP 1310/34, 12420 nucleotides long. The record is from the annotation of a GenBank genome assembly. NCBI's taxonomy places the organism in Eukaryota, Phaeophyceae, Ectocarpales, Ectocarpaceae.
AUGCGUUUACGGAACAGCGUCAAGGGAUCGAGUGAUCUGAUUGCCGGCGGCAGUGGCGGCUACGAAGAACCCACCGACAGGUAUCCAAUGGAUGAUUUCGACAGUCUUCUGACAGCAUUCGAUGGGUUCAUCCGCGGCAGGACGGAUGGAGUAAGCACAGACCACGGCCAACCACGCACCGGUUUUGAACAUUUUGACAGUGACAGCAGGACACAUCAACUCCCUGCCAAAACCGACGGCGGUGCUCGGUUGCCACGACUCUACAGCCGAUCAUCAAGCGUGUUGGCGGCAGACCUCGGUUCGCAGAGGCGUCCGGGCACUCGCAAAAAGGACCGCCGUACGUCUAGGACUAAAGCCUCACCGGCGUCUCCAUCGGCAGUGAACAUCCUCACCCCUCAUCCUGCCCUGGAAAAGCGUAUUCUAUAUGGUCUGCAUGAUGAUCCAAUGGAUCUCAUGCUUCGAAGCAAGGGGCAACGGAGGUCUGGCCUUGGGGAUUUGCAAAUCAGACCCGAAAGUGCAGGUCUCAACAACAACGCUGCUCCCUUCGAUGGAGGAAGUUCUGCCGCAAUCGCAGGGGUCUUCCGGCUCACGCACGCCGCUACAGGCUACGUGCAUUACGGGUACAGCUGGGACAUCGGAGGAGCAAAAGCUGAGCAGCUGAGGCGACUUGGGUUUGAAAGCGGCGACAGCUUAAGCAGCAACAGCACCGAUCUCCAUCCUCACAGAGGACUGUCCGCCAUCGUUUGCGGGUACAAAGAGAACAACCUCGGGGGUCGUGGUGACGUAGAAGGUACCACACCCAAGAAACUCAGAGGGUCAGCAGAGGCCGCAAUGGGGCCCAUUUGGUUCGAAGUGGUACGGCGGAUGUCAUUGCCGACCCGAUUUCGCGCGGUUGACUUCGAUAACUUUUUGCGCGAAGCUUGCCAGCAGGAGCUGCUGGAUCGGCGUGCACACGUACUAGUGCUUGUCGCGCGGCAGUACAAAAUUAAACACAUGGGCCCGGCUUUCCGGCGCAUGCUAGACACAUGCAGAAGAGAAGGAGAAGACGAAACUUUCGCCGCCGCGGCUGAGAUUCAGCGCACCUGGCGCGGGUUCCACUCGCGUGACUCAGCGCGACGUGCACGAGAAAAGAGGAGCUGCGAUCGUGUAGAGACUAAUCAGGAGAGAGUGGGGACUAUCUUGGCGACGUGGGCUCAGGCGAAGCACCGGGGAAACUUGGGGCGACGACGCGCUUGCAGCUUGCGAGAGAAGAAGAUCGCAGGGGCGGUGGCACGUAAAAGACAGGCCUCCACCAACGCAGUUGCGAUUCAACGUUGGAUUAGAUCCAUAUUUCGGCGGCAGAAGGAGGCAGUGGCAGCGGCUGACAAGGCUGUCCUUGACGCCCUCUUGGAGGCGAUCCGUUUGGAGGAAGAGCGUAGAGAUUCGCCUUCUACCGGCGAAACACCGCAGAGAAACUUACGGGGCCCACCGCGACCAAUCAGCGCAUCCGAAGCAAGAGUGGGAAAAGGUUCUUGCGAUGCCGACACCGAGGUGUCACUUUCCGGAGCUUCGGAGCGAAAUUCUGGCGUGCCUCCGGAUACUGCGGUACAAGAAAGGACGCCCGGCCGCAGCAACAGUCAGCAGCAGCAGAAGUAUCGAAGACCGCCCUCGUCUCGACGUGGGUCAGACGUCCCCUUGCAUGACAACGGGAAACCUCGACGGGAACCUAGUUCCAGAGGGCAAAGAGAAGGCAAGCGUCCCUCGAGUGCUCCACGAUUAACUCAGAAGACAGGUGAUGCAAAGUCGGUGGAAAGAGCUCGGCCGGCCACCCCCGAACUACCGGACGCGUCAAGGCUUGUGCUCGAAGAGGAUCCUAAGUUCACCUCUGCUACGGCCAUCCAAGCCGCGUGGAGGGGCUUCUUCGCCAGGUUGAGCAUCAGGAAACGCCGGAGGGCAGCCGCGGCGUUGAAGAGAAAACGAGAGGGCAAGUGGCGAAAGCAGCGUGGAGUAGUGGGCAAGAGGGUAGCGGUGGCAUGGGAUGAGCGGAAAGACUUGGAAGAAGGGGGCGAGGGAGGCGGCACGGGGGGGAAAGCAUCCUGCACUGAAAUACAGAUGGUGGCGAGGGCUUGGCUGGGGCGGCGACAAGGUCGGCAACGCAAAGUCCUCGCGAAGUUGGGGGCGUGCGCUCUGUGCUGCUUGCGGCUGGCCGAGAUGUACCUCGAGACCACGGAACAGGAGCUGUGCUUGGAAUGCUACCGAAUCACGGGGACGGUGCUGGAGUCCAGGAAAGUUCCACCUGCUCACUCUGAAGGGGCGUUCGAGCUGUUGGAGCAUCGCAAGAGGCAGAAGGCGGCGACACUCACGCAGCGCGCUUGGCUACGUUUCCAGCAAAGGGUGGGUGUUCAGCGAGCCUCGUUUUCCCGCGCGCACUCGUCUCAAGAUGACGGGCGCCAUGUUGGUAGAGAUAUGCCAUGUAGUGACCCAUGCUACGAGGCAGGCUCUUACCCCGUUGCGGUGGCUUUAGCGAGGUUCGGUAAUUGCGAAGUGUGCCCUCGGUGGAAGGGGCCAGGCGCCCCGCUCCCCCGCGCAGCAAGGGUCGUGUGCGUCGCGGGAUGCGAUCGCCGCCGCCACCUCCGGUACUGCCGCCGGUGCUGCGCGAUAGCCCAUUCUCUGAGGGCGACCGUGGGCCACGAGAUCAGAAGCGUGGACCGAUACGGCACCGAGAUGGCCGCUGUGGCGACGCUUGGGGGUGCCAUGUGGCGGUACAUUCUCAAGCUCCGGUUUUGGAACCUGUUCGCGUGUCAUCGGAAACAUCUACACUCGUCGGCAACGCUUGUCCAAUCACGGUGGAGAUGUUACCGUUGCCGCCGGGUCUUUACCGCUCUUCGCCGAGGGUUUCUAUACGUCGAAGCGGCCGCGAGGUCUGUCGAACGCUACUGGUUCAUCCGAAGCAGUAGAGAAGAUAUCAUAGCAAACAUCGCUGGACUCAUGGCGUACAACGUUCAGGCGUUCCCGCCGGGGAUACACCCGCCACCUGCUGGCCGUUUCGCUCUUUGGGAACGGCUCAUAGUGGACGCUAUUCGAACUCGAGCUGUGACCAAAAUCCAGCUAGAGUGGAGGAAAAAGAUGGAGAGGGCGGUGGCUAGAGCAUUUGCGCACGUGGCUCGGCUGCAAAUGAUCGAACGACAACGCCUCCGAGCUCUAGCCGAGCUUCAUGCCAGCGUCGACAUCCAGCGCGCAUGGCGGGGGUCACAAGGGCGUCGGGCCGCUUUCCUCCGGGCAGUCACGAUCAGGUUCGCCCGACAAACAGCCGAGCGGUACGCAAACCCUGCCAGGUUCGCUGUCGCAAACCUCCGCGAGUUCAAUGCACACGGUGGUUUCUUGGGAAUCGCAGGCGUCGAUGCCUGGUCCCUCCUUUCCGCGGCCGUGGGGGUCGGCGAUGAAGGGCAAGGCGCUAUGACGGCAGGUGGCGCGGGAGUUACAUCUCGCGAGAAACGAACGGCUGAAGGAUUAGGUGACGGUGGCAAAGAAGGCAUUUGGUUGCGUCUUUCCCCGUACGGGGAGAACGACUGGGGGCUAUCGGCGGAUACGAGAGUGGCGGGUAUCGCUGAGGUGUGCAUCCGUGUUUCUCUCUCGCGGUGCAUCCCCUUGAGCUCGGGAGGAGGAAUGCUACCCCCACUGGGUGCUGUUGGGGGCGGGGCGGAAUCGGAGGUUGCGCGUUUCGAAAAUGACGAUAAAGUAUCCAGCGGCAGAAUACAGAAUGAAAAUAGCCGCGAUGCCCCACCGCUCACCCUGAAACUGGAGCUCAUUUCGGUUCAGAUCGACUCGAUUUAUCCGAACCAGAUCUCGCCAUCUGAGGACAUACCCGUUCGGGCUUCUGCGGCGGAGUAUGGCACUGACGAUGACGAUUCGUCCCUUGCAACUAGUGAUAGUGGUGGGGGGGAAGAUAGUGCCAGCAGAAGUGGCUCUUGUUCGAGAGAAAGUAGCAUCAACAGCCACGGCGUCGGCACUGGCACUAGUGGUAGCACUAAGACCACAAGCGACCACUCCGGCGAGAGCGACGACGAGGACAGCGAGUGGAGCGGCGGAACGGGAAGGACCACCACCGGUAGCCACGCUUCCAGGGUCGGCAACACGAUCAAGGACAGCACGAAGGAAAGGAGAACAGAUGGACGAAGGUCCCGCGGCGGUUUCCUGGAAAAUGACGAUGACUUAGCGGUGCGUGAGCAAGGGCAGUACCAAUGCGACGUCGAGUGGUGCGGAGUCAAUAUGGGCGGGACUCGGGCUCAAUUAGCCGGACUGCCUACUCCUCGGUGGCAAGGGCAAGUGUUCUACCUCCCCUUAUGUGCAGCCGCGACCCCUCACGGCAGAGCAUCAGAAUCAACAGCCGAUGCAGAUACUUCGGUCGACGAGAGCAGGGCAAAGGAGCAUGUUUCGCACGGACGAACAGGAGAGGGGGGUGGGCAACAACAGCAGAGCAACCCUUCACCCUCCCUCUUGAAGAUCACGCUCAACAGGAUCUCGUGCGGCAGCGAUGGGCCAGCCUCCUGCAAGGGAGGAAAGCAAGAUCGGAGAGUUGACAUUGGCAUGACGGCUGCUCAACACCGAACACGAUGGUCGGCAUAUUUGUGUGGGCUUAUCCAACCGUCACCUGUUGGCCGCGCAAUCCUUGAGGCCGGUGAUAUUCUUAGCAUGCUGGGGUCCCAGCAGGUGGUGGGCAUGACCCCGACGUCUCGACGCGGGGCGGCAGGGUCUAGCCGUCGGAAAGAGCGUGAAGACGGAAGGGAAUCUGCCGUGGGUUGGUCGCUCCGGCUGUUGUUGAGCCUAGAAAACACAGAGAACACCCGAACUCGCCUCCUCGUGACAGAGGUUCUGGGAGCAAUCAUCCAGGACAUCUUGGAUGCUAUCCCAGGGCAGGUGCCGCGAAUCGAGAUCCGCGUGGUCGGCACGCGUCCAGUACCUACUCCCAACGCUGCAAAUAUCACCUCCUGUGGCCUCUCCAGCCGACAGCACCACCAACAGCCUGGAGUUACCGACUUUGGCGCACCACGCCACCACGAGCCGCCCCUCCAUCUCUGUGCUGAGUGGAACGGCAACCACGCCGCAUUCGUGAAACUGUCGUCCUGCGAAGAUGGUCUGAUGAUGAUAGACGAGUUUCUUUAUCCUGGUUCCCAGAAAAACAUCGGAGAGAGCUUUGACGACGACGAUUUUGGGACGAGCAACGAAUGUUCGGCGCAGGCGAGAGCAGCCGCCAAGUCCAAUAUGAUUGUUCUUCCCGUGUACGUGCCAUGGAUUAUGAAGGACGCUUCCAAUGACAAUCACUUAGAAGUGCUUAGUCGCACACGUCGCCCUCGUCGAAGCACUGGUGGGGGUAACGUUGACGGGGACGGCAACUACGAAGACGAUGAAGGAGGUGGGCGUUCGCAUUGUCUACGGGUGACGGUGGGUACAGAGGUCCAACCUGGCCGUGAACGAAGAAAGUUGGACGUGCUGGGUCACGGUUCUCACCAUAAUGGCGUGAUGGGACCUACCACAUCUUCAUCCUCAACCGGUUGUACCUCCGCAUCCUUUCAGGAGCAGACAGAGGUCUGCUUCUUCGAGCGAGACCUCCUGCGCGAUGAUUGGACCGAGAUCUUGGUCCCGGUGUUUCCCAAAUGCCCCGAGGAAAACGCUCGGGGUUUGGUGCGACGUCCGACGAAGCAGAAGCGGUGGUUACGCCACCCUCAAGCAAACAAAGUGGUUGUUCUGCGGGUGAGAUCCGCUGGGUUUCAACCCAAGCCACCACCCAUCUGGCUAGUGCGACGCAACUUUGCAGAGCGUGCGGUCAAGAGGAUCAUUUCGGCGGCGGCAGCGGCCGUCGUACAGCCACGGGUGGAACUGACCCUGGUGGGAUUGUGUGGCGCCGUCGAGUCACUUUUGUCGGAGCGCGUUGAUACGCAAAGGGAAGGCGGGGUGGAACACGCUACACCUUGGGCGGAAUCAUUGCGUCCUGCGAACCACAGAAGGAAUUCGGGCGAUUCUUCUUGUGGAGAGGUUCUGUGCGAGGCGUUUUGGAACGGGGCGCUUGUACACACGCUGCGGUUACGGCGAGCCGUUCGUCCUUCAACCUCGCUUAUUGCUGAAAGCAAGGCAGCAAGAUUCCCCGCGUUCCACCCAGAGGAUACAUUGCCAAUAGGCGCAGACGAUCAAGGUGACUUCAAGCGCUCUUCUUCUCGUUCCGUGGUUGUGAUAACAGCCUCCAAGUCGCGCUCCUCUGAUCCCAAUCAAGAUGAAAUCGUGGAUCCGAACGGAGCGGGACUCGACCAACCCGCAGGCGGGUCCAAGCCAAGAGGUGCCGACCCAUUAACUUGGUUUCCUGACGGCGGCGACGAAAUGCUUGGUAACGACUGGGUCAGCUUAGGUGGCGGCGUACUGUCUUCUCCGAGUCUUUCCAGCGCACAGGAGGAAGCGUCAUCCCACAAGCAACAGGAAACCUUCAGAACAUCACAUGAGAACGAUGUGGGCGAACACGAAGGGCAUCGUGGGGACAAUCCAUCGUCAUCAGAACGAUUGGGCCAGGGUGGGGAGGGGGGAUCCACACAUGACCUGCGGUCGCUCGAAUGGAUCCCCAUGGAAGGAGACGCCUACACCGGGCGGCCUUUUCGAUUCUGCUUACCAGCAUGCCUCAUGGAAAACGCCUCCGGCAGCGAAACAGGGGACCACUGUCCAAAUGUUGGCGACAAACCGGACAGGGAGGCUGGCAACGAAGGCUGGUUGAAGCCCGAUCAUGACAACGCUCAUGGUGCCAGCCUCAACGAGACCGAGCAUGGCGACGGAGGUGCAAAGCUUCGGGGGGAUUUGCGGCUGGUUGAGGUGGAGGUCAUCGACGGCCAUGGCCUACCGAAAGCCCCGGGACAGCUGAGCAUCAACCCCCAAGUCGGACCCCAAGCGGCGGCGUCCGUCGUUCAAAAGGGUGUACUCAACGGCGGGGUCGGCGAAGGCGACGUGCUCUUGGGGGAAGCUCGGGCGCCCUUCUCGCUCUUGAAAGAAGUGCCGUUCCACUACCUCCCACUCCGGCUCCAACCGCCACACCCACCGCAACCGCCUCGGUGCGGCCGCUGGUCGGGCGUCGAAAACGCGUCCACCGCCCGCAUGGCGGGAGGAGGUGGAGACUGCGUUGCCGACUUCGGCAACACGCGCAGCUGCAGAAGUUCUGGGGGGGGCUAUUGGAGCGAGACGUCGGUACUUCGAGGGGAUAUCGUGCCAGAUUCUGGCCUACUGGGCAUCGGCGUGCGAAUCAUUUUUCCGAGCCCGACCUUGCCGGAUGUUUCCUGCGCUUCCUCCGCCUCAGGCGAGAGCUCGUCGGACCUACCACCGCUUGCCGGAGCCGUUUCUGAUGCUGGAAGGGAAGUCGGCGACGAGAUCGUGCUCAGCGUGUACGAGGCUGAGGCCCUGGUCGAGGAGACCAGGCGAGGAGAAGGGAAGAAGGCCCCGAGCACGUACUGUGUGGUCCUCGUAAGGGGCCUUGAGGUGGGACGGACCACAACAAUCCCAAACUCGGCGGAGCCUAUGUGGGCAACCGACUUCCGUCUACCAGACAGCCUCCUGUGCGAAACGAACCCGUCAAUAGGAACUCCUAAGACGGCCGAUAGAGGCGGGGGCGGUAGGUUGCGCCCACCUCAACCCCCAUCCGGGCGGGCCGACCGAGUUGCGGGAGUGUUAAUCUUGGAGGUGUGGGACAGGGUUCCGGAGGGAGACCCCGUCCGGUUGGGAGCUGUGGAAGUUCCGCCCGACCUGCUGCAGGAGGUCAUGUCGUCACCUGCGCCCGCGGACAAAGACGAAAGCGGGGUUAGCCGAGAGGACCGAGGUACGGCGGGUGAAAUCAAGGGGUGUUCACCAAGGCUCCACUCGAUUCACCUGAAUCUCAAAUCGCCCGUGAAAAAUACGAAACAGGGGCAGCUGCCGGAGACGAGACACGACGAGAUUUGCAUGGUUGACACAGUAGCGGGAACGCUACCAGCGGCAGCCGAGGCCUACGGCGGCACAGGGGGAGUGCUGAGCCUAUCCCUCAGAAGAGUUUUUGCCACCGUGAGGCCGAGUACUUCGAACAUACCAAACGGACCAGGCGCGAUCGCGGAAACUUCCGGCCUGCUGGCCAAGGAAAACGGAAAUUACCCUGAGGCGAAGGUUCCCGGGACGCGGAUCUCCGAGACCGCUCUUCAACGAUACCGUUCCAAGAAGUUAAAAGGCCUCGCCGAUUCGACCCAAGCGGCCAGGGAAAAACUCGACGAGGCGAGGGCCCUGCUGGCUGACGCAGGAUCUUCCUCAAGGGGGAGAAGUGCCACCGACUGUGCCAAGGAGAACGCCGCGCGCUUUGUACGGGCUUGGGAGAGGGAGACGUCCAGGGCGGAACGGGCGCAGCUCCUGGAGGCGAAGAGGUCCAGAUCAGAACUUGGACAGGAAAAACCGGGUGACGUCAACAAGCAGCUGGAUGAGGAUUGCAAAGAGGACGACCAAGGAACACACGAAGAACACGAUCGCCGGGAGGAUGUGAAGCUCAAUGGCGGUGAACAUGACGAAGAGGGAGAGGAAGAGAAAGAGGAAGAACCAAGCGCUCUGGAAACAAUUCUGCCCCGGCUUCCGGCCGCCCAGAAGGAAGUGUUCGUCAAGGUGGAAGGGGUUUCUGGCCUCAGUGCCCCGUUCGCAGGAAGAGGAAACCGCGUGUACGCUAGAAUCUUUUGGGGUGGAGAAGAGCAAGCACCUCUCCACCAGCCGACUCCAGCCGUCACUGCUCCGGCAGCUUGCGUUCAAAGCAUCCCCAGGGGAGGCAGCAACAGCAACGACAGCGUUAAGAAGGUGGACGUACUCGCGGGCGGAGAAAACCUUGCAGACAAGGUUCGCGCCGCCGCCGGCACCGCCGCCGCGUCCGUCGCACACGCCACCGCGGCGGCCGUUCACGCGUCCGGGGGAGGAGGAGUAGGAGGUACCAUGGAGGGCCACUGGGAGCAGGAAUCAUUCGUCUUGCCUAUCCCCGACAGUGAUGGCACAAGCCGUGAUAGCGACGCGGGCAAGAACGUUGACCUAGAGACCGUUGAUGGCCUGUUGGGGUCCAAUGUGCAAGGGGCUGGUGAUGGAGGCGGUGACACCGCAGGUGGAGACAGCACCAGUGCCAGUCUCGAUGAUGGUGUCCAUCUGCGCGUUGAGGUUUGGCAAGGCAAGCACUGCCAUGGCCAGGUCGACCUAGCGGGCAACGAGCUCUUGCGCAUGUGCAAGAAGGCAUUCCGGCCCUACAAGCUCGCCCUAGUUUCUCGCGAAGACGACGGGCACUACAGGGAAUCCUCGGCCGCGGCUCCCGCACGGCUGACUCUCACCUUGUUGGCUCUGGAGCCCGGGCAAGUGGUAGCGGCGCAAGCACAGCUCGCCGUUGCGCUCGAGGGUGCUGGAUCGCGCAUCUUACGGCAACAGCAAGAUGGGGUGUAUGUCUUGGGAAUGAAAAUGCAUUGUGAGGCACGAGGCAAGCACAGCGUACAGAAGCAUCACCGCUUACGUGGGCGCGUAACGUCCUUGUGCUCUUGCCUUCCAACCGAAGAGUGCCCCGACGCUGGAAACGGUACGUUGGAUCCCGGGGGUAGAGGCGAUAGCACUGCCAGAGAGGGAGCUCGGGCGAAAGCAACGGGAGUAGCCGAGGACUUGGUGAACGUCCUAUGCGCGCGACGAAGCCCCCUAUGCUUUCGGGUUCAGCCCCUGGUCAUUCACCUUAAUUCUUUCAAAGACGACAGCAACACGAGAUGGACAGGAGGGUCCAGUCUAUUCUUGGUGGCAAAACGCCAAGUGCUCGCCACUGCACCCGAGCAGGGUUCAUAUCUGGACAGCGACGGGGAAAGCGGGGUAUCCCGGACGGCUACCGCUUCUCGUUCUGCCGCUGGCGCGCAGGGCGACUUGUCCAUCGUACGCCGACAUGGCGCAGGUGACCGCAGUCACAACGAGAACAGGCGCGUUGUUGAAGAAGAGGAGCUCGGCCGAACGGCGCUCUUCGGCAUCCACUCUGGUACCACCAUCGUGCCGGGCACGUCGUUUACCAUCCCGCCUAGCGCCCUCGUGGCGGAUGUCAAGCGCUUGAGCCGGAACGGGAAAGGUGGGGCCACCUCAUCGAUAUCUGACAUUCGGGGCGAGAACAGAUCGGAGGUAAGACUAGUCCUAGAAAUCGUCCAAGGCGGCGAGACGGGAGGCGGGCGUGGGUCGGUUGCUCCUGGCGGGCAAAGGCUGCCUUUCCUAAUGAAGCGGGCAACUGCCACUCGAGAUUCAAUAUCCGAAAAAGGUGAGGGCGGCGGGGCCAGGGUGGUAGCCCGUGCGACCCUCGAUGCCGGGUUCUUGCGCCGUACGAUCGGCUGCCAGCGGUCGGUGGGAAUGACGACGGUGGCUCCCUCGGUGGGGGAGACGGGCGAUGCCAAGCACAGCAAGGGGGAAGACGGUCAGUCGCCAACCAGUUCUCCUUUCGCUCGGCUGGAUAUAGCUGGACACGUCGUUAGCGCCAGACCGGGGCGACCGCGGCUCAGACUCCAAGUGCUAGAGUGCCAGAACUUGAGGGGUGCGGACAUGCUCGGCAAGAGCGAUCCCUGUGUUCUGGUGUUUUGGAACGGGGUGGAGGUUGGCCGCACGCCGAUCGCUCGCGACGAUCUACAUCCCGUGUUUUCGGCCGCCAUGAGUACGUUCCAACUCCCCCUCCUACCCCCGCCGACAUCAAACCUCCAAUCUGGAGACGGGAGGAGUGGGCGAUCCAGCGUCCAGAGGUCAGCCAAUUGGCGAGCGUAUACCCCGGAGCUGCGCCUGGAGGUGUGGGACAUGGAUCGAGACACAUUCAGGAGGAAGUGGAAGAAGGGGCAGCUCUUGGGGAGCGUGGACCUGCGUGGCCCUUACGGCAUCGCUCCGCUCAUCGAGGCGUCAACAGCAGUGCAGGCUCCGGGCGUGGGGACCACCGCUAACGUGGACAACAAGAUUCCCGGGGUGUUUAUUCGGCUUCGCGCUCCUGAUGGCCAGGGCUCCAAGCACGGGGCGGCCGGAGGCGAGGCUGGGCAGGUCUCCGCCGGGGUGAUGUCCAUCCGAACCUCGAUCGAGGACCACACCGAUGACUCAGAAGCGUGGAUAUCGCAAGCGCCCAAAGCCUCGACGGGUUCUAUCGUCACAUUUCGUGAGGCCAGUACAACGAAAGUCGGAGCUGUGGCUACAAAUGCCUUGGAGUUGGAGCGCAGUCGGCCGGCACAGUCGUCACUCAGUUCCCGGGGUACCACUCUUACGGCUGAGGCAGGUCGCAAGACCAGUCUAGGAAUUCACUGUCUCGAUGCACGAGGGUUGCCCGCGGGAUGCGAUGGGUACUGCCGGGUGUUUUGGAACGGUAGGCAGGUUGGAAGCACUCUCUCAGCGUCCUGCUUUGCUCAUGGAACGCGCCACACCGCCGGAUUAGGCCACGCGGCGGCUGCGUCGGUGUAUCAACGGAAUCCGGUUUGGUGGACUUCUUCGGAUAAGAUACUCUCUGAUGAUGAUCGCGGCUGCCGAAAGCCUAGCCUUGAUAAGUGCAGCGGUGCUAACGCCGUUGUUCCUCUGAACGAAAACCCCACGGUAGCAGACGAGUUGGUGCUGGAGGUUUUCGACGGAAGCGUGCGCAAAGAGGGGAAAAAGAGCACCGCCGGCAUGCUUGCGAAAUGCCGCGCCUCGUUGGGGGAGUCCGUCGCAGGAAAAGAUGCCGCCGAUCUAAAGGCUGACGAGAUCGGGGUGGGUUUGAACAGCGCUACAAUAGCUUCCCGUGACGUAUUCGGACGCUCCCUCGGAAUCGUAACCAUUCACGGGGAGCAUCUCACGAACCCCCCACACGGCCGCAUCGACCUGCCUCUUCUGUUACCUCCCUCUUGCAAGGGCGUCAACGCGUCCAGGAUUACCCUCAGCAUAUCGUUGAAACAGAUUGUUGAUGGCGAAAGACUCGCUGAUGUUGCCGUUCCUCGGCACAUGAGGGCCGCUGAGCAGCGCAAGAGCAACGACAAUGUUCCAACAACCAUGAGAUCGUCUGCCACCACCAACACGAUGUUGGUAGCGAAACGCGAGGGUGGGGAAUGGGAGGCUCUGAAAGAGCAAAUGACUUCGCAGCGCCCCACGCGCUGGCUGAGGCUCUUGCUCCAGGGGGCCCAGCUCCGCAGAGGGCUUGACGUGUCUGGCACGAGCGACCCCUUUUGCACUGUCUACGUGGACCGCGUAUGGUUCGCUGAGACGCGUGUCUGCUGGGGCACUCUCGCACCCAGAUGGGACCAACAGAUCGAGAUCGAGGUGUUCGGGAGGGGAGGGGCGCCUGCGCAGGGGCUAGGCUUAGUCGGCCACGAGAUACGGGUGGAGGUGUGGGACAAGGACGUCGUCGGUGCCAACGACUUCAUUGGGGAAGUUCAUUUGUUUCUUCGCGAACGCCACGACGGGUGA